UGGAGAUUUUCGAAAUUUUUUAGCUUGAUUCGUUGAUCUGUCAAAUUUUAAGUAAAUUAAAUGAUCUCUAAUUUAAUGCAAGUCUAUUUAGGUGGCUAAUUCGAGUGUAAUUAACAAAUUAGUUUUAGUAGUCUUAGAAAUAAAAUAAAUUAAUUGACAAUUUGUUUUGCUAAAUAAAAAAUCUUGAUUUAUAUAUUAAAUUAUUUAAAUAUUGUAUAAAAUAUAACCUGUAAUUGAAAAUGGAGUAGGCUUGUGAUGUGAGGAUGCUCUUAUUUGAGUUUAUAUGUUGUGUUUUACUUUUAAUUUUUUUCUUAGACAUUAUUAAUACAUUUAAUAACAAAUAGUGUGAUAAAAUAAAUUUUAUGUUUGUUUUAAAAAAAUUAUGAAAUAAACCCUCGUCCAUUGUAUUGUUUCAUUUGGUCCGGCCCAAUUUGGAAGGCACUUGCUGAACCACAGGUAUUCCGCCUGCGCGCCAGUAAUAAAUAUACAAAAGCCAAUCGUAACAGCGACUGGCGAGCAAAUUUAACUCGAACUGCGGUUGCCGUUCCCGGUCUGUUUUAACCUCGAAGCCAAUCCGCCGUUUGAAAUGAGGGUAACUGCGUGGUUCUUAACAAAUGGAGGUAUAAUUUCUUAUUAAUUCCAUUUAGCGUUGAAGAAACAGUUUCUUUUCUUCUUUCAGUCAUUUUUACAAACAUCUUGUGCUCCAAGCGGUGACCAUAGAUUUGUGCUCCAUUAUUCUGGUUUAAAAGCUCAGCCAAUCACUGAAAAUGCGGUCUAUUAGAAUUCUAACUUCGAACAUAAAGAAAUUUUCAGGUCUAGCCCCUACCCGUCUCAUUUCAUCACACCAAGUGCUAACCCACAUUGCAAUUUCAACCGUUGAAACCACUGUGAUGGGGCCUUUCGAUUCAAAAUUUUCAGUGGCUUUCUCUUCUUUCUCUUCCUCAGAUCUUGAAAUCCCAACUGCACCUAAAAUUUCCGUUAGGCGAGAGGAAUGUUCCAGUGAAAAUGAUUUUAGUGACUCUAACGAAGAUGACGAUGAUGAUAACAUUACACAGUUGAAUUUAGGAGAUGCUAGUUUUGUUGAGGACGUGAAGACCAUUGUGAAUAUAUUGAAUCAACUGGGUGAUAAUCGUGUGGAAAUGAAGAACAAGAUUGAGCAAUGUGGCGUUAAGGUCUCACAGGAGUUGGUCCAGGAGGUACUGUCUAGAGUAAGAAAUGACUGGGAGGCAGCAUUUACUUUCUUUCUGUGGGCUGGAAGGCAGCCAGGCUAUGUCCAUUCUGUGCGUGAAUAUAAUUCUAUGAUUUCUAUUCUUGCUAAAAUGAGAAAGUUCGAUACAGCAUGGUCAUUGAUCGAUGAGAUGAGAGGGGUUAAGACCGGUGUUUCUCUUGUUGUACCACAGACUUUGCUUAUUAUGAUUAGAAGAUAUUGUGCAGUGCAUGAUGUUGGUCGGGCUAUAAACACUUUUUAUGCAUAUAAGCGGUUUAAAUUUGAUGUGGGGAUUGAGGAGUUUCAAAGUCUUUUAUCUGCUCUUUGUCGCUAUAAGAAUGUGCAGGAUGCUGAACACUUGAUGUUUUCAAAGAAAGAUGUUUUCCCAUUUAAUACAAAGAGUUUUAAUAUUGUGCUUAAUGGUUGGUCUAAUGUGAUUGGUAGUCCUCGUCAAUCAGACAGAAUAUGGAGGGAAAUGUGCAAGAGGGGUAUUCAAUAUGAUGCUGUGUCAUAUGCUAGUAUCAUAUCUUGCUACUCAAAGGCAGGUAAUCUUUAUAAGGUGCUCAAGCUGUACAACCAGAUGAAUGAAAUGAGGAUUGAACCAGAUAGGAAGGUCUACAAUGCUGUCAUUCAUGCUCUCGCAAAAGCUAGACAUGUGAAGGAAGCUAUCAAUCUCAUGAAAGCAAUGGAAGAUAAAGGUAUUGCUCCUAAUACUGUCACUUACAAUUCACUGAUCAAACCUUUAUGCAAGGCAAGAAAAAUAGAUGAGGCCAGAGGGGUCUUUGAUGAGAUGUUACAGCGUGGUCACUCUCCGACUAUACGAACUUACCAUGCAUUCUUCCGUAUUCUAAGAACAGGGGAAGAAGUUUUUGCACUAUUGGAGAAGAUGAGAAAGAUGGGGUGCCAGCCAAUUACUGAUACUUAUAUCAUGUUGAUUAGAAAAUUUUGUCGAUGGCGGCAGUUUGAUGAUGUGUUUAAGUUGUGGAAUGAAAUGAGUGAGAACGGGAUAGGUCCUGAUCGUAGCUCAUAUAUUGUGCUCAUACAUGGGCUCUUCUUAAAUGGAAAGUUGGAGGCAGCCUACAAAUAUUACACAGAUAUGAAGCAAACACAAUUAUUGCCAGACCCAAAGAUAGAUGAGAUGCUGAGUACUUGGUUAUCAAAUAAGCAAAUGGCUGAAUGUCAGAUGACAAAAUCAAAAGGUGAUCAGUCGAAUUUUAGUCAAUAAGGCGAGCAAAGCAGAGCUAUGCCUAAGAUAAUUAAUUAUUAGAAAGAUUUAUCUGACAAGCUGAAAGUAGAACAGUGAGAUUGGUGAGCAUUUUCCUUUUGGGAGCUGUAGCUUCUCAUGCAAUAUUAAGUCUCAACAGCAGCUGGUUUGUGUAUUUAACAACCAGCAGCAUCAAAUGCUUCAUGAACUCAUACAGGUGAUGACCGCUGGAUUCCUUCACCCCGGACUAGGGGCUUGACCACGGCCCAAGGCUCAUGACGUAGAGGCCCACACAUCUGAUAUACAGAACGAGCCUGGCUCAUCCGACCCUCAAGGCCGGGCUCGACCCAUCUUCUUCACUCAAGCCGGCCUGGCCCACACGAAGCAGGCCCUCUCCAUUCAGGCUUAGCGUCUGGCCCCAACUCGCGGCCCAGCCCAGGAUCCAGAGAAAUAUUCACCAAACAGCCUGGCAAAUCCGCUCGAACGUACGCACGAGGAGAAUCAGAGGCCGUUACGCAUGGAGCAGGCAGCUGAUACCCUAGUACCUCCGAAUCCGCAUGGCAGAGACGCGUGGCCCAAUCCUGGAGAGACCUUUAC
This is a messenger RNA of Manihot esculenta (cassava), 3008 nucleotides long. RefSeq names its product pentatricopeptide repeat-containing protein At5g15010, mitochondrial. The record is from RefSeq and is a predicted model, not a curated record. The coding region runs from base 768 to 2432 and encodes 554 amino acids. The transcript has 2 exons. Gene Ontology annotation, molecular function: protein binding. NCBI's taxonomy places the organism in Eukaryota, Viridiplantae, Streptophyta, Magnoliopsida, Malpighiales, Euphorbiaceae.